GGGAAGGUGCCUCCUACAGUUUCGAGGCUCAGGCGGCUCAUCCUUUGGGUUCUUCCCCGCUGGUGGUGUUCCCCUAUCGCAGUCCUUCAGACCAUCAAUUAAGUGUCGAGCUUUUUCUACUCUUAGGGCAUAGAAAUCUACUCGCAAUCGAUACUUCUGUGUUUUCUGUCUCGAAUUUCUCUAAGGAACUUUUGUCCCAAAAAAGCUUGAAAGAGUAAAGAUGGAGGCUGCAGAUGAGGGAGUAGAGAGGAUAGAGGAUUCCAAGGACUUACAGCAACAGAGCAAAGCGUUUGAUAAGCUCACUGACCGCGUCGAGGAUCGCCAGCUCGACUCCACUCGCGUCCAGGAGGCUAUGGCUUCAAUUGCUGCAUCUGCAGAAGCGGACUGGAAUGCGAUGCGUUUGAGGGAGAAGGAACUGGCUGCUGUUAAGAUAAAUGCAGCUGAUGUUGACAUAAUCGCAAAUGAACUAGAGCUGGACAAAAAGGUGGCUGAAAGAACCUUGCGUGAGCAUAAAGGCGAUGCUGUUGCUGCUAUUAGGCAUUUGCUUCGCUAGAUAUUUGUGUCGAAAUUUGGAUCCUCAAAUGUAUACCAUCAAAAGUCAGAUCUAUUCAGAAUUUUUAUACUUAUAUUUUUUUCGGGCAAAUUAGAUUUUUGCAUGAGCUGUAGGAACUGUGUUUUCGGGUGAAAGUCUGAAAGAUCCGCUGUGUAUUGAAACUUUUGUCCAAGUUACUUCUUUUUUGGUCCGAGUUUCGUGCAUGGUUUAUUUACCAAUUUUCAGACUCAAAA
This is a messenger RNA of Neltuma alba, 786 nucleotides long. RefSeq names its product huntingtin-interacting protein K-like. Gene Ontology annotation, biological process: negative regulation of apoptotic process; protein stabilization. The coding region runs from base 221 to 553 and encodes 110 amino acids. The record is from RefSeq and is a predicted model, not a curated record. NCBI's taxonomy places the organism in Eukaryota, Viridiplantae, Streptophyta, Magnoliopsida, Fabales, Fabaceae. The transcript is spliced from 4 exons.